This is a messenger RNA of Coccomyxa subellipsoidea C-169, 753 nucleotides long. RefSeq lists its product as hypothetical. The annotation marks the transcript as partial. Lineage: Eukaryota; Viridiplantae; Chlorophyta; Trebouxiophyceae; Coccomyxaceae. The transcript is spliced from 5 exons. The record is from RefSeq and is a predicted model, not a curated record.
GCGUCGGCCGUGGCGCUGCCGCACCCGGAGAAGGUUGGCGCUGGGCACCCUAAGGCCGUCAACCGCAAGGCCGAGGGCUGGGGUGGCGAAGACGCCUACUUCUGCACAGCCGCAGAGGACGGGACAUUUGCCCUCGGCGUGGCGGAUGGGGUGUACAUGUGGAAAGAGCAGGGCAUCGAUUCUGGGCUGUUCUCGCGCUCGCUGAUGACAUAUGCCAGGCAGGCUGUCAUAGAAGGCGAACGCGACCCGGUGAAGGUCCUGAGGAAGGCUGAUGACGGAAACGAGCGUGACGGACUGAAGGGCAGCAGCACCGCCUGUGUGGUGCUCAUUGACACGGUGCAGGGCCAGCUCAAAAGCGCCAAUGUGGGCGACUCGGGCUUCCUCGUCAUCGGGCGAGCGCAGUUUGGCGAUCAGCUGGCCAUGAAAUAUCACAGCCCCCAGCAGGAGCACAGCUUCGGCUGUCCCUACCAGCUUGGCCACUAUGACGGCGCCGACUCGCCUGAGGAUGCCAUGCUUAUGACAGUGCCGGUGGCAGCAGGCGACGUGGUUGUGCUGGGCUCGGAUGGCCUCUGGGACAACCUGUCGGAUGAGCAGGUGCUGGAGGAGGUGCGUGCCAGCCUGGCCGCGUGUGAGGGCGCCUCUGCGACCGCACAUCGGCUGGCGGCUGCUGCUUUCCGUCACUCCCUCGAUCGCCACAGCCAGACACCCUACUCACUUGGCGCCUCCGAGGCUUUUGACAUGGUUUAUUCAGGU